Haplochromis burtoni (Burton's mouthbrooder) is the source of this 5541-nucleotide messenger RNA. RefSeq names its product FH2 domain containing 4 (gene fhdc4). NCBI's taxonomy places the organism in Eukaryota, Metazoa, Chordata, Actinopteri, Cichliformes, Cichlidae. The transcript is spliced from 12 exons. The record is from RefSeq and is a predicted model, not a curated record. Bases 353 to 2818 code for a protein of 821 amino acids.
AGUGAGUUCACCUGGGCGUGUCAUUUACACGCAGGUAGUUUCGACACUCUAUCCAGGCUGAUGUCACUCUUUACUUUUGAAAUUUCAGCAAGAGGGCCAUAAGAAAAGAAACAAAAAGGGAAGCGGAGUAAUGGGACUUGUGCUGAGUCCAACACAAAGUCGGAAUGCAUCAUCCUAACUGACAACACUUUGAACAAGUCACUCCAGGACUGACUGUUGCACCACAUUCCUGUAAAAACGACCAGAAUUGCUUCUACAUUCACUGCAUUCCAAUAUAUGCUGAAAUUCAGCUUUUAUGCAUGAAUAUGAGUGUGGAUGCAUUCAAAACCUGCUGAGAGGUUCUUAUUAAAAGAUGCAGCCAGGAGGUCCUCCUGCACCCCCACCUCCACCCCCACCACCUCCACUUCCUCCGCCACCACCUCCUCCACCUCCAUCCCUACAUGGCCUGGGUCCAAUUUCAAGGUUGGAGCGCCGGCGCUCCAAGAUGCGCAACUUCAACUGGGAGACCCUACCCAAACACACAGUUAUAGGAAAGCACAACAUCUGGACAGCAGAUAAAACUGAUGGGGAAUAUGAGCUGGAUACUGAUCAUAUGGAGGAGCUGUUCAGCCACAAGCAGGCCCAGCAGCAAAUCAAAGCUCUGAACCGUCAGAGUCUGAGGGGCCUGCCAAGUUCUGCCACAGCAGGGGAAAUGAUUUCUGUCCUCAGCUCCAAGAGGAGCAUGAACAUUGGAAUUUUCCUAAAGCAAUUCAAGCGGUCUAUAAAGGACAUGAUUGAGGAUAUCAAAUCAGGAAAUGGCCUGGGCUUUGGUACUGGAAAACUGCAGGAAUUAUGCAAGAUGCUUCCGGAUGAAGGGGAGGUAAAGCAGCUGGUUAAUUUCAAAGGUGACAUGUCUGCUCUCCCUGAAGCAGAUCAAUUUAUGUUACUGUUGGUCAAGAUCCCCAGCUAUGAAGAGCGUUUGAGCUGCUUGGUGCUGAAGGAGGAAUUUUUUCCCCUUAUGGAUGAAGUAAAAGAAUUCAUCUGUACUUUGACCACUGCUGGAAGGGAGCUGCUAGAUUGCGAUAAUCUUCAUGCUGUCAUUCGCCUGGUCCUUAAGACUGGAAAUUACAUGAAUGCUGGCGGCUACGCGGGCAAUGCAGUUGGCUUCAAAAUGUCUUCUCUGUUGAAACUAGUGGAUACCAAAGCAAACAAACCUGGAAUGAAUCUUAUGCACUAUGUUGUGAUGCAAGCUCAGAAGGUGGACACAGCACUGCUUAAAUUUCCAGAACAGCUCAAACACAUUGAAGCUGCAGCAAGAAUACAUCAAGGUGACAUUGAAGGGGAGUAUCGAAAGCAAAUAAAGAAAGUGCAAGAUGCCAAUGCAAACACUUUAAAGCAGGAAGACCUAAAGGCACAGAUGGAGGAUUUUCUAAUGGAAGCGGAGGUUUGCUUGAAAGAAGUAGAAAUUGAUCUUCAGGAGUUACAGUCUGUAAGUGACAGAGUGGCACAGUACUUCUGUGAGGAUGCCAAGAAUUUUAAACUGGAAGAGUGUUGCUCCAUUUUCAACUCCUUUUGUGAAAGAUUUUUGCGAGCUAUGCAGGAAAACAAAGCUAGAGAGACUGCAGAGGUGAAACGGAGACACAGAGACAGACUGGAAAUUGCAGCCAAGCGGAGAUCCACAGCUACCUGCUCCAGUAGAGAUAAGGAAAUGGAUAGUGUUGCAUUAGAAUCUGUGCUACAAAACUUUGUCAUCAAACGUGGUUCUAGGAGAAGAGCAGAAAAGCCCUCAUCGACUCGUGGAAGCCCAACUAAUGGUAGUCCCAAUAACGGGAGCCUUUCAGAAAUUACUUCUCAGGAAACCCUUCCCCCAGUAAAUCAAAAGAUUCAAGCCUCAGUUAGAGCUAAGGACAUGGGCAGAAAAGAGUGGAGUUCAGCAGUUGAACUCACUGCGAACUUACGGAACUCGCACAAAGCCCAGUCAGACAUCGAGGACACAAUGGCAGAGAGUGAAAAUUCUAAUGAAGAAGAGAUGAAAACUUCCAAAGAAGAGGACUCUCGAGGACUUAGGAACCCUUUCAAAAGGACUGUUAGACUUAUGACCACAGUUAGAUCUUUUGAUGAUAAUGAGGAAGAUCUGCAAGAUAAUAAUGAGGAGGAGGCCCAACAGCUGCGUGAAGCAUCUAAAAAAGUUUUGCGUUUUCAGAACAGCCGUGGCAGCGUCUCAUCUGGGGACUACUCUCUGGAAAAUCAGAAGUCUCCUCCUCCAAAUGCGCCCAUACGCCGUCAGCUCACAUUUGAUGAGGAAGCGGAUAGGUAUCCUGAUGACCCCAGCAAUGAGGAUUUGCUUCAAGUUUUGCUCAAACCUCAACCUUCCCCUAAACGUAACCUUGGACGCCGCCAUACGCUGCCUACUAAAGUCCCAAAAACCGAGGCAGGGGAAAGUAAUCGGUGGACUGAACUGCCCGUCAGAACUCCAAAUCAUGUGGCUAAAGAAAAAGGGACGAUGCCAGAGCAAGAGGGCGCCGGACACCCUCCCUCCAAACCAGUGUUUGAUUAUACUGACAUUUCUCACAACUUAAAACAAUCAGGUGCUGAAGACACAAAUGACACAUCAGCAGAAAACACAAUCAAGCCACCUGUUUCCUCAGCUCCUGUGAUGCAGCCCACAGACAACGAUGUACAGAUAACUAGUGACACUGUUCCAGCCAGCAGCAAGCCUGUGGUGUUCAAAACUGAGACCACUGGACUAUUUUUUAGUUUUUUAAAACGCCUCGGCGAUAUGAGCAAACUACAAAGCAGCAAGGACACUGUAAAUAAGCCCACAGGCUCUGGUGUUUAGCCUUUGGGAUAUAUUUUUACAUGUAUAAAAGAUAAUUUAUCUAAUUUAAUGUUAAUUGCAAUUAAUUCAUGAUGACAACAAAGUGUUAAGAUUGUUCUAUUUUGGUAGUUUUUCCUAAAUUGUGAAUAUAUUCAAGAAAGCUUUAAGCAAGUGAGGAAGGUUUCUUUGUUUAGGAGAAGGCAUUUUGUAUGUUGUACCACUAGAUGGCAAAAUAUAGUUGGCUUAAAGUGGAGGUUUUCUGGUUGAUGUAGAAAGAUGGGCACAUUCAUUGUAUUUGCAUUUAUAUCCAUAUCCAAUAAGACUAUUUUGACUAAACUGUUCUCAAAAAUGGGAUAAAUGGUUUAAUGCCUACAGUGUGUGAACUUUGGAAGGAUUGACGUGCAAAACGUGCAGAAGGUACUGAGAAGGUGGAGAGAGACAGAAAGAGAGAGAGGGAGACACACCAAUGACUGUUUUCUAGUCAUUGAGAGAGAGAGAGAGAAUAAAAUGGCUCAGAGGCUGUAUUUAAAUCCUGGUUAGAUGUUUUUGUUUUUAAACUACGCGUGCUUGUAAUGCAUGCUUAAAUACAGUAUUUCCUUUUUUUUGUUUUGUUUUUAACUGAGUAUAUUUGUAUUGCUCUGUUUUCAACUCUUUUUGUGAAACAUUCUUGUAAUUCUUUUUUUUCCACAUUAUCACAGAAGCAUGUCAAAAAUGCAGAAGAGUGUGGUUGCUUUGAGGGUCUUACUCAAUUCAGCCAUUGUUUGAUCUUAAAUGGGUCAGUGUUACAAAGGCAGCCUGUAUUUGAGCAGAGCUGAACUAUGAAAAGUCCAAAUGAAGGGCGUUGAUCCCAAAUGAACUUAAGACAUUACCACAGUUGAAGGCCCAGUACCUGGUGGCUGACAAUGGUGGUACAUUUCACUUAUGGAAGACCCUCAGUACUUUCAUUUUGUGGGAGCAGAGGCAUUGGGUCAAAGAGGCCACAGCUUGUACCAUAACAUUAGAGCUUGUUUAUUCAACUACCGGCAACCAGUGCUCUGCAAUUGAUGCCAGAGUUGCGUUAAUUAGGUUUUUGGUACUCUAUCAGGCUGUCUGACUUGAAAUAAUGAAGUAAUAAAAACAGCCUCUUCUAUAUACACAGACUGGUGUAUUUCAAAUGUUUUUGUUUUUUAUAAUUCUCUAUGAUAAAAUAUUUAUAAGGCUAGCAUGCAUGGAUAUGGUAAAGGGUCAGUGAUAAAUAUGUUUCAGUACAAGACUCAAACCAGGCAACUAUAUUUAUACUCCAUUUAUGUUUACAAACAAAUAAUCAAUAGCAAUUCAAAAUGCUUAUCUGCUCAAGCCCUUAUAAGCUUGUGUUUGGGUAUAUAAUAACAAUCUGAAAUGGACAGCUAACCUUUGAUCACAUUAAGUCCAUUUGUGUUUAGACAAUGGCAACAUUUUUGUAAUUUCGCCUCUCACAGCACUAGUUGUAGAUUUUAAAUCAAAGAGCUUGAUUUAAAGCGUGAGCUUGAACCGCUUUUGAAUUUAAGCAUUUUUUUUAACAAACAUAGUCCCUCAUUUUCACCAAAAGGACUGAAAGCACAUGGUAGUCAGCUAGAUUUUUCCCUUUUCUAAUAAAGCCUUUCCCAACAUCUAAGCUAGUCAAAAAACUCUCAUUGAGGUAGGCGUACUAUUGUCAAAGUCUGUCAUUAGAUGCCUUCAAAGAUACAAAAACAGGGAAUUUACAACAAGAACAAAAGACCAAACUGGAUUUCUUUAGAAAACAAAAGUGCCUGCAGAUUUCUGAAGAACAAAAAUCUCUGGACAGAAUCACCAUAAACCAGAACAGUAAGGAAAGUGUGUAGAGAAAUAAAGAAACCGCUCAUGAUCCAAAAAAUUCCACAUUAUUUGUCAAGUAAACAGUAAAUGUAAUGUUAUAGCAUUGGCGUGUAUGGUUGCCAAAUUGGGUCACUAGUGUUUAAUGAUGAUGUGCCUGCUGAUACAAGCAGCAGGAUGAGUUUUGAAGUGUACAUGGCUAUAUUCUCAUUUUCAGCCACAUGCUCCACAACUGAACAGAAUGUGCUUCCCAGGGCAAAUGGCUAACGACCCAAAUCAUUUUGCAAGACCCCAGAGUUUCUCAAGGCAAAGGCAUGAGAGAUUCUUCAUCAGGCAAGUCAGUCAUCUGAUCUCAACACAACAGAGCUUUUCAGUUGUUAAAUAACAAACUGAAAACAGACAGACCCACAAACAAGCAUCAACUGAAAGCAGCUGCAUUAGAGGCUUCUCAAGGGAGAAAAUGCAGCAUUUGGUGAUGUUCAUGGAUUCUAGACUUCAGUCGGCCAUUGACUGUAAAUGAUUUUCAUCAUCAUUUUCAUGAAAAACAAUCCUUAUUUAAACUUCUUAUGCUGAACAGUGAAAAGGUCAUAAAAACAGCGUCUGAUGUGAAGAGCGGAUGCACGGAUAGAUCUCUAUUUAUUAUGCAUUGAACCUGCUUUAAAGUUCUAGUGCAGUAAUGGCUGUGUGAUGGCUGGCUGCCUUGUUAUUGUUGUUUUCAUUGUUACAUCAUCCCUUCAAAGGGGAAGUCAUGCUGUUUAUCAUUUGACGGCAUAAUAUUGACCUAGAUUUCUCUUACUAAGUCAGUCAUAAACAAAUAAAAAUACAGAUCAGUUCAAUGAAAAUAAAUGAUUAUUUAUUUAAAUGUUUGUAAUAGAUUACUUUAGGGUUGUGUUAUUUUUUGUUGAAUUAUCUAUUUUAAACCAUGUUGAGAA